AUGCAGGAGCGCAAUCUCCUUCGGAAAAUCGACUGGCAUGUCCUCCCAUGGCUUUGCGUCGCAUACGCACUUUCUCUUAUUGACCGGACAAACAUUGCCGCGGCCAAGAUUGUUGGCAUGGUGCAAGAUUUGAAUCUCCAUGGCAGCAUGUACUCCGUGGCGCUCCUCGUCUUCUUCAUCACGUACAUCUUGACUGAGAUUCCGUCAAAUGCAAUUGUCAAGCGUCUGGGAACAAGAAUCUACUUGGCCAUUCUUCUCGUUAGUUGGGGCGCCGUUGCAAUGUGCUUUGGCUUUAUCAAGAACUACGGUCAAUUGGUAGCACUGAGGGUUCUCCUAGGCUUCUUUGAGGGUGGUUUCAACCCGGCCUGUAUCUUCGUAAUAUCCUGUUGGUAUAAGCCCUACGAGGUCCAGCGGAGACUGUCUAUUUGGUUCGUAUUUGGAUCUGUGAUUUCUGGGUUUGGUGGCAUCUUGUCUUACGGGUUGAGCAUGAUGGAGGGCGACGGCGGUUUUCGCGGCUGGCGAUGGAUCUUUAUCGUCCCUGGAGCUUUCACCGUAUCUCUGGCUCUCCCUGUGUUUCUGUGGGCUCCCGAAUUCCCCGAGUCGUCCAAAUGGACCAACAGAGCCACGCUGCAGCUGGCUCGGGAAAGACUCUCUGAAAGCCGAGUAGAGGGCUUCGAGGAACGAACCACUGUAGGAGGACUUUUGGCUGCAGCAUCCGAUUGGAAGGUUUACGUAUUGGCCAUGCUUCUCAUGCUCCCUACAGCUGGUUCGUACUCGCUCGCAUUCUUCACCCCGUCCAUCCUGAGCAGCUUCGGGUUCAGCGUCGCGCUCAGCCAAAUUCUUACAACGCCACCAUACAUAUUCUCGGCCAUUAUCUCUGUUGCAACUGGCAUUUUGGCUGAUCGGGUAAAAAUGCGGAGCCCUUUCAUCAUCGGCUACUCGCUCCUCGUCAUAGUCGGCCUCACAAUGAUGGGUUGGGGCAAUAAUACCGGGGCUCGACUCGUCGGCAUCUUCCUGGCAGUGACUGGAAACAAUUGUGCCAUUCCGUCAGCGUUGGCUUUCUUAUCCAACAACGUCGUGGACACCCGCAAGCGACAAUUUGCAGUCCCGAUUCAGACAGUUUUCGGAGGGAUUGGAGGUAUCAUCGGAGCUGUUGUCUUCCGAGAGCAGGACUUCCCCGGUUAUCGACCCGGCUUGUAUGCAAGCUUCGGUUGUAUGGCGCUCAACAUUGUGCUUGCUGGCUGUCUUGCCUUGUACCUUGCGUGGGAGAAUAAGAAGGUAGAUGAGGAAGGGAAGGUCCUCGAAGGUAUUCCUGGAUACCGCUAUACCCUCUGA
Molecule: messenger RNA, 1335 nt
Organism: Ilyonectria robusta
Lineage: Eukaryota; Fungi; Ascomycota; Sordariomycetes; Hypocreales; Nectriaceae
Product: major facilitator superfamily domain-containing protein
Exons: 2
Coding region: 1-1335 (444 amino acids)
Biological process (GO): transmembrane transport
Cellular component (GO): membrane
Molecular function (GO): transmembrane transporter activity
Source: RefSeq, a predicted model, not a curated record